Messenger RNA from Frankliniella occidentalis (western flower thrips), 578 nucleotides. RefSeq lists its product as uncharacterized. The record is from RefSeq and is a predicted model, not a curated record. NCBI's taxonomy places the organism in Eukaryota, Metazoa, Arthropoda, Insecta, Thysanoptera, Thripidae. Bases 21 to 578 code for a protein of 185 amino acids. The transcript has 3 exons.
CUUUUGUCUUUCUCCUGUAUAUGUGUUCUAGACGCAUUUCAGAUAUGGAUAUAGAACCUUCUGACAUCAAGAUGGAGCCACCCAGUAGUCCUACGGAUCAACUGGAUUCGGAGAUCCAAGUUGAGGAGAUGGAUAUCAAACCAAUAGUUUAUGAUUUACUCAAGGUUGAACCGACUGAGGAAACCCAGAUAAAUGAGCAGUAUUCUACUGUUCAAAGUGAUGCGGUGGUGCACGGAAAUGGUGAGACAGCGAUUCAGGCUCGACGAACUACUGCAGCUGACAUCAUAGCCAUUAAGGACCUGUUCCAUCUUUUCGAGGAGUUUAAGACCAUGGCAACCUCUGAAAGAUCUGUGGCCUGUUCUCAAUCUCUGGGGUGCCAUGUAGCAGUUCACUGUCCUGUGUGUGGGGCCGCCUUUAUCGGACUUUAUGACAAUAUAGCGCAACUCUACAAUCAUUUUCAGUUAGCGCAUUCCAACGAAUGUGUUGAGCUUACUUUUGCAGAUGCAAUCUCAUACAUGAGAAGAGCUCUUGACUUUGAUGAAAGGGUGGUCAGCGUCAUAUACCAAAACCGUGGCUGA